AUGGAGAGGCCAACUGGAUUGAAGACGCCCGGCCCAGGAAUGCCAGGUGGACAUGGAACAGGGAGGAAGAGGUCUGGCUCCCCGGCUCAAAAAUUGAGAUCAAGGUCAAGAUCUAGGUAUCGAAUGAGAAGGUCACGGUCACGUUCCAGACGGAGGUCAAUGUCACCUAGGAGACGUUCUCCUAGCCGCAAAAGAUCGAGAAUGCCCGGUGGAUCUGGAACAGGGAGGAAGAGGUCUGGCUCCCCGGCUCAAAAAGUAAGAUCAAGGUCAAGAUCUAGGUCACGAAUGAGAAGGUCACGGUCACGUUCCAGACGGAGGUCAAUGUCACCUAGGAGACGUUCUCCUAGCCGCAAAAGAUCAAGAAUGCCAGGUGGACCUGGAACAGGGAAGAAGAUGUCUGGCUCCCCGUCUCGAAAACUGAGAUCAAGGUCAAGAUCUAGGUCUCGAAGCAGACGGUCAAGGUCACGUUCCAGACGGAGGUCAAGGUCACGUAGGAGACGUUCUCGUAGCCGCAAAAGAUCAAGGAGCAAGAAACGCAGUAGAACGCCGCGACGUAGUUCACGUUCUCACAAAAGGAAACUUCGCAGUGGAUCCAGGAAACGUAACUCUAGCAGUGGACACAAACUCCGACGCCAGAAAGAAACUAUACAACACCUGUCCCAGGAUGUCCCAAAAAUGCAGAGUAGCGAAGAAGAUCCCGUCAAUCUCCCAUAUCCAUUAAACUCCAACGGGGUUUUCACGGGAGACCCCGUCAAACUCCCUUUUAUAAUAAACUCCAAUGGGGGUUUGACGGAUGCCCCCGUCUAA
Dreissena polymorpha is the source of this 807-nucleotide messenger RNA. RefSeq names its product serine/arginine-rich splicing factor 6-like. The record is from RefSeq and is a predicted model, not a curated record. The transcript has 14 exons. NCBI's taxonomy places the organism in Eukaryota, Metazoa, Mollusca, Bivalvia, Myida, Dreissenidae. Bases 1 to 807 code for a protein of 268 amino acids.